AUGGGCAACAAUCCCUCCAAGGGCCCUACCGGAGAUGCCCCAUCCACUUCGAGCCCUUCCGGCCCUCCGAAUACUACAGACAAGAAAGUGAACCGUCGGCCAUCACUCAAUACGUUAUCGGGCACUACGAAAGCUACCGCGGCCGACCCUUCGGCCUCCAAAGAGACUGCAACGGGACAACCGAGUUCGCAAGCCCAAUCUUCGCUUCAAAAGCGUCUCCAAUCUUACAAUUCCCCAGAAUCAGCGGCACGAAAUGUUCAAGAAUCGAAGAAGCCAGAUACUCGCCCCAAGGACAUCUCCUCGCCCGAUCCUUCCAAUCCCGUCCAGGUUCCGGUCUCUCGGUCUACCUCUAGGCGUGAUCCCUAUCAGUCUAUGGCCCCUUCUGCUCCACCUCACAAUACUUAUUACAAUACGUCGACUCAUCUCCAGCGUCCCCCUCGAUUGCCCUUGCCGAUCGGAGAUGCCACAACUACGCCCGGGUCGCCCAUCAUUGGGCCAGAUGAUUCUUAUAUGGGCUCCCCUCCUUCUGAUCCGCGGUUGGAUAACAGUAUGGGCCACGGGGACUCAAAUUUAAGCAGUACCGUUGCCGAGGAUGAUGAAACGCUAGAUGAGCUUCAGCCCAGUGGUGUAGGGAGAGCCGUUCCGACACUAAUUGAAUGGACUGCUCCGGGUGAUAAAGUCUACGUUACUGGAACCUUUGUUAAUUGGGAAAAAAAAUUCCGUCUACACAAAAGUGAAAUUAGCCCUGGAACUAUGUCAGCAAAAUUAAACCUCCGUCCAGGAACACACCACUUGAAGUUUAUCGUGGAUGGUGAGAUGAGAGCCUCAGACAAUCUUCCCACAGCAGUUGACUUCACAAAUCACUUGGUAAACUACAUCGAAGUGAGCGCGGAUGAUGUCAAUCGAUCGCGGAGAGAGAGCGACAGGACAUCCCAGAGUGCCGUUCCUCCCGGUGUUCACCCGCCCCAAGUCCUUCCAGAUCCGAUGGGAGCCUCUCGGGUUGACUCCACCGUUGAAGACCAAUCCGAGAAGGAGGAACCAGAGGAGAUUCCCCCUGGAGAUUUCCGCGGUGUCAUCCCGCAAUUCCUUGUAGAUUUGGAUAGGGAGGAUGAAACUCAGGAAAGUCCAGCUUAUCAGCAAGCCGUCAAUAUCAUUAGUGAUGCUCCUACACCGCUGAGUCUUCCACUUUUCUUAGGAAAGUCGAUAUUAAACGGUACCACACCGAUGAAGGACGACAGCAGUGUUCUAAAUUAUCCUAAUCACACCGUUCUGAACCAUCUCGCGACAAGCAGCAUCAAGAAUGGCGUACUCGCCACCAGUGUAACCACCCGAUACAAACGCAAGUACGUAACUACAAUAUUGUAUAAGCCAACAAGUGAUAUCACGGGUUAG
Aspergillus tanneri is the source of this 1392-nucleotide messenger RNA. RefSeq names its product putative Snf1 kinase complex beta-subunit Gal83. Lineage: Eukaryota; Fungi; Ascomycota; Eurotiomycetes; Eurotiales; Aspergillaceae. Gene Ontology annotation, molecular function: protein kinase binding. The coding region runs from base 1 to 1392 and encodes 463 amino acids. The transcript has 3 exons. Gene Ontology annotation, cellular component: nucleotide-activated protein kinase complex; nucleus; cytoplasm. The record is from RefSeq and is a predicted model, not a curated record. Gene Ontology annotation, biological process: signal transduction.